Messenger RNA from Centruroides sculpturatus (bark scorpion), 646 nucleotides. RefSeq names its product tRNA (guanine-N(7)-)-methyltransferase-like. Gene Ontology annotation, cellular component: tRNA methyltransferase complex. Gene Ontology annotation, biological process: RNA (guanine-N7)-methylation; tRNA methylation. The coding region runs from base 35 to 646 and encodes 203 amino acids. NCBI's taxonomy places the organism in Eukaryota, Metazoa, Arthropoda, Arachnida, Scorpiones, Buthidae. The transcript is spliced from 6 exons. Gene Ontology annotation, molecular function: tRNA (guanine(46)-N7)-methyltransferase activity. The record is from RefSeq and is a predicted model, not a curated record.
AUACUGCUUUAAGUAAAAAUGGCGCAUUAAAAACAUGGCGGCCUCCAUAGAAGCGAGUCUUCCUCAGAAGAGAUAUUAUAGACAGAGGGCUCAUUCAAAUCCAAUAGCGGACCAUUGCUUAAUUUAUCCUCCUUCUCCAGAAUGCAUGGAUUGGUCUUCUUACUUUCCAACAUAUUUUACAUCUGAAAAUAAGGAAAAUUCAAAGAAAAUUGAAUUUGCAGAUGUUGGAUGUGGUUAUGGAGGUUUACUAGUGAACUUGUCUACUAUUUAUCCUGAUGUGUUAAUGGUAGGACUAGAAAUCAGAGUUAAAGUGUCUGAUUAUGUUCAAGAUCGCAUUAAAGCCCUCAGAUUGCAACAUCCAGGACAAUACAAUAACAUUACAUGUUUGAGAACAAAUGCUAUGAAAUAUCUACCAAAUUAUUUUUAUAAAGGGCAGUUAUCAAAGAUGUUUUUUUUAUUUCCGGAUCCACAUUUUAAAAGACAGAAGCAUAAAUGGAGAAUAAUUAGUCCACAAUUAUUAGCAGAAUAUGCAUACGUUUUAAGAAUUGGGGGCAUAGCAUAUACAAUUACAGAUGUUAAAGAUUUGAAUGAAUGGAUGGUAGAACACUUUGUUAAACAUCCUCUGUUUGAGAGGCCAUAUAAUUAG